This is a messenger RNA of Neolamprologus brichardi, 3119 nucleotides long. Its product is annotated as G protein-signaling modulator 2-like. Gene Ontology annotation, molecular function: GDP-dissociation inhibitor activity; G-protein alpha-subunit binding. Gene Ontology annotation, cellular component: cell cortex. Gene Ontology annotation, biological process: establishment of mitotic spindle orientation. Lineage: Eukaryota; Metazoa; Chordata; Actinopteri; Cichliformes; Cichlidae. The record is from RefSeq and is a predicted model, not a curated record.
UUGAGCUCGAGGAGUGGCUUCGACUUGUGCUUCCCGAGACACCAGAGUCAUCUUCCUCCCAGAUGGACGACUGGAGCCAUGUUUGUGGUGUAUUCGCGGACUUCACUUUGAGGAUGGAGUCAUCAUGUCUGGACCUCGCUCUGGAAGGUGAGCGGCUCUGUAAGACCGGGGACUACCGAGCGGGUGUGUCCUUCUUUGAGUCUGCCAUCCAGGUUGGAACAGAGGACCUCCAGAUCCUCAGUGCCAUCUACAGCCAGCUGGGAAAUGCCUACUUUCACCUUCAAGAGUAUAAUAAAGCUCUGGAAUACCAUCGGCAUGACCUCACACUCACCAGAACAAUUGGAGAUGAAGUUGGAGAGGCCAAAGCCAGCGGUAACCUUGGAAACACAUUAAAGCUUUUAGGACGGUAUGACGAAGCAGUGGUUUGCUGCCAAAGACAUUUGGAAAUCACGAGAGCCAUAUAUGAUAAGGUCGGGCAGGCUCGAGCGCUGUAUAAUUUCGGAAACGUUUACCACGCCAAGGGCAAGAGCAUCUGCUGGAGUGGAGCAGAGCCAGGAGAGUUUUCAGAGGAGGCAAGGAUAGCCCUGAGGAAAGCUGCGCAGUACUACGAAGCAAACCUGCACCUGGUGACGGAGCUGGGCGAUCGAGCGGCCCAGGGUCGUACCUACGGGAACCUUGGAAACACUUACUAUCUGCUAGGAGACUUUGAAAACGCAGUAGCUGCACAUGAAAAGCGCCUUCUCGUUGCUAAGGAGUUUGGGGAUAGGUCUGCUGAGAGGAGGGCCCACUGCAACCUUGGCAAUGCACACAUAUUCCUCAAACAGUUUGACGUGGCGGCCGGUCAUUACAAGAGGACUCUGCAGCUGGCCAGGCUUUUGAAGGACAGAGCUGUGGAGGCUCAGGCCUGUUAUAGUCUGGGAAACACCUACACGCUACUGCAGGACUAUGAGAGAGCUAUUGAUUACCACCUCAAACAUCUGGUCAUUGCUCAGGAUCUUAGCGACCGCGUCGGUGAAGGAAGAGCUUACUGGAGUCUAGGAAAUGCCCACACAGCCCUGGGGAAUCAUGAGCAAGCCAUGCAGUUUGCUGAGAAACAUCUAGAAAUUGCCAAAGAGACCGGAGAUAAAAGUAGCGAGGCCACUGCCAGGAUGAACUUGUCAGACCUACGGUUGGCUGUAGGCCUCAAGUCCAACCCAAACUUUCAUCCCUACCUCUUCGGCAACACCAAUGCAAAUAGCUCUGCUCUGACAGAAGGCUACCAGGGUUUCCCCAGCAUACCAGGGACCAAGUAUGCAUCCUUGAACAGAAGUAAAGAAGAGAACUUGGAUUUCAGUCAAAAUUCCCCCAAAAGUCAAAGGGGAGAUUUGCCGGCACACCCAGGCUGGGGGGAAGAUGCGUUCUCUGGGUCUUCAAAAAACAACUCAGUCAAGGCUUCCAGUAAGCUUUUCCCCUUCCCCUGGACAAAAAGCAAAAGGCAGAAGGAUGACAAAUCCUCUCCGGAAGACCAGCGCAAAACCUGCACCAAGGACACGGAGCCUGAGCUGGAAGCACCAGUGCCUCAGAAGCCAGAAACUCGGGACACUAUCGGCGAGGACAGCUUUUUCGACGUCCUCUCUCGUUUCCAGGGCAACAGAAUGGACGAGCAAAGGUGUACACUGGAUGGCAACAGCCAUCUCCCUGCCCAUCCCUCUCCCUUCUCCGUCCCACCUGUAGCUGAAAAGAAAUCUGUUUCAGAGCGCGAACGACUAUACCAGGAUCCUGGUCAUUUCCUGGAGCUGCUGGCCAGCUCCCAAGCCCGCCGUCUGGACGACCAACGAGUCAGCAUGACCCCUUUUCCUGGCUUACGUGUCAGCACCUCCAACCCGCCUUGUACACCCUCCACCUCCAACACAGAUCAAGUCCAGUCACAAGUCCCAGUCCCCAUUGCAAAUACUACUCGCACACCCUCCCUGUACGGUCGUCUCGAGGCCAGUUCUGAGCAGCCCGAGGGGGAUGAUGUCUUCUUCGACAUGUUAGUCAAAUGCCAGGGUUCCAGACUGAAUGACCAGAGGUGUGCUGCUCCACCACCUACAACUAAAGCAUCGACUGUUCCUGAUGAGGAUUUUUUCAGUCUCAUCCUGCGUUCCCAAUCCAACAGGAUGGAGGAGCAACGGGUUCCACCUCCCUCUGGAAUAAACCAGUCCAAACUAGGCUGACGCUGACCAGCGGGGUUUUUUUUUCAUACUAAAUGAAGUAACAAGCUCUGGCAUUUUGCUUUUGGGUUUGUUUGGUUUUUUUUUUUUUACAUUUAAGGAGGGUUUGUAACCUGUAGGAAUUCCUGCCUUUUUGGACUGUCCUGACUGAUUUCCUGUGCGAUCAGGAAGAAUACAAAGCAAUCCUGCGAGGAAAUCAAGCUCUCAAAACUGGCAUCGUGACUUAAAAAUCAUGUGAAAUUUAUGAUUACAAGACUUGGGAAUUUAUUUUAUUGAAAGGUCACAACUUUUUUUUUUUUAAAUAUUGGUGAUGUCACUGGUUGGCUGCUUUUAUAAGAGACCUCUCUACCAGUGAUGUCUGUUUACUCUGGAAGUUUGCAUAAAGUCACUCCAACAAACAGAUGGUUGUAGUGGUCACUGGUGGCUGGAUUAUGUAUCCCAAAAUCAUAAGCCAAAAAGAAAAUAAUGGAUUUUGGCUUCAGGUGCAAGGCUUCAAGUUGGACGGCAUAUUCGAUGAAAGGAAGAUGCAUUUAAGCAGCGUGGAGUUUGUGUGUGUGGUCUGUUUACAACUUCAUUAAAUGCAAGAAUGGAACAUCUUUGUUUGAAUUGAUCUCUGACCUCUCCAGCAGUAAUUUAUCAAAGGAGCUCAACUCUUCUCUUGGGAAAUAAUCCACUGCUACAGCACUCACUGUGGAGCCAUAUACAAUAUCUGCUUGCGGAUAUUGCUUUUAAAGACACAAAAGACUUGAUUAUUUUACUGUGCUGACAGAUGUAUGGGUUGUCUUAUUACCAUGAAAUGAAAUGGGAUUUUUUUUUUUUUUUUAAAUUGUAACAAGAUUUUACAGAGGAUUAACUAAUGUGAAGAGUAAAACGCUACAAUAUUAGCUUUUAUACCAAUACCUUCUCCUGAUGAUGGGGAAAUAAAAU